GGCUCUUCAGGGUCCGAGCUUCGUUCGAAACGAAGCGCCUUCGCAGCGCUCGCUGCUUUCUUCUCCUAUGAGGUCGCGAAGGUAUAUUUCUCGAAACAAGCGAUCGGUUUUUCACUCGUGGCCUCGAUAUUGUGAUCUUUCUUCCUCUUUAACGUCCUAUCGCGGUCGGGCGACCAGUGCCGGUGAAUCGUGUACGGUGGUGUGCUUGAUGGUGGUUGGUGAAGCUGACUGCAGGAAGGGAGCCGCUUCUGGGGACCUGUUUUCUUCUUUUCAAGUUUCUUCGACGUCUUGAGGGGCGUAAGAUCAUGGCAUCGUACAGGAGCUAUGGUGAUACAGGAGCAUAUCGAAGCAGAACCAGCGUCGGCAUCUCCAGCACAUUUGGUAGAAAUACUUCCGGUGGAAGUAACCUACCAAGCUGUAGAAGCAGUUAUUCCGGAGUCGGAUCGAGUUCUGCUCGAGCUAUUGCCAAGGAACGAGCGCUUGCUGGCUAUGGAGGCACUUUUCUUAAAAAGGAUAAGUUCGAAGAGAAACCAACAUUCAAAUAUUCAUGUACUAAAGACGUCGAUAAAAGUCGAUUGCAUUCCGGAAGAUCGUCGUCCGAAGACGUGAGGGCGAAAAGUCCGCUAUCUGAUAGUAGGUCGUCUCUCCUUGAGAAGUACUCGUUCUCAGCUGGCAAAACAUCGGAGAGGCCGUCUUCCGUGUUGGACAGAUAUAACCGACCGACUUCGCGGGAAAAGAGCAGAGAACCCGAAGGAAUAUCGAGGUACGGAUCCAGCACAUAUCCCGGAUCGAGUUUCGGCCGAAGUUACGGCAACGAUGGUAGAAUCGAAAAGAAGGACCACCCGCCGGUUUCCUAUAGAGGAUUACGUCCCAAUUCCGGAAAAACAUCGCGCGAGCCCAGUCCGGAAGUCAGUGUCGGAAAAACGAAUUCCUUCAGAGUCUAUUCACGCGCGCCGUCUUAUGGUCGUUCAACUGCUUCGCCUAGUACAUCCGAAUCAAGCUCGACUACAAUCUCGACGAGAUUUGGCUCGACAGCUGGUUCGCGAUUUCUUUCAACACGAAGCGGAAACGAACGAGUGUCUACAACUAUGAACUAUUCUGCAGGAGGAAGGUUUCGAAAUUUGGACAAUAAAACAACUAAUCGGAAAGAAGAAGAAGAUGAAUCAAAAUUUAUAAAGUCCGAUAAAGAUGGUCACUCCGAAUUGUCAAAAAUUACAAAUCGAAUAGAAGAGAAUGAGACCAACAAUAAACUUCCUGAUAACGAAUUUGUGACAUUAACGGUAGUGACAAGAGGUACUUCACCGACACUUCCAGCUUCCUCAUCCUAUGUCAGAAACAGGCGAGCGGAGAUUAAUGCCGUUCAUCAAAAAGAAGUGAUUAGACUUCGGAAAGUGCAGGAUACUACAGAUAAAGAAAUACAGUGUGAACAAGUGGAAGAAACGUCGAGAUUUUCGAGGUACGGCAGCAGUAAUAGAGUAUCUGGUGCACCGUGGUCGACAUAUCUGGAUAAAUAUUCAGGUGCAUCAACAACUGGCAGCUCGUCUAUGUAUUCGUCAAGAGGAUUUACUAAUGCGAGCUCUUCUAGCAGUAGGCUUAAUAAUUUUGCAUAUACAAGAACGAAUGAAGUACCGACAACUACGAGAAAUGAAUCCACUUCGAAAGAACUGUCGAGUUCUAAUCAAGAAAAUCAUAAUUUCGAUAACAAAAAUCAGAGUGAAAAAUUUUUCAAUGGCUUAAACAGCACAACAAACGAUGAGACUUUAUUAACGUCCAACGAUACGAAGUCAUCGUCGAGCGGUCAGAAUAUUCAUGGCAUAAAUAAAGAAGACAGAAUUCAGGGUAGCGAACGGUGUUGCUGUGGUGCGCGAAAGACUGAAACAAAUGGAGGCUCUAAUAAUUUAAGAAGUUCUAAUCAGAAUCUCGCAUUUUACCGCAAAGAGGGCUCAAUGACGCAAGAUUCGCAGGAUGCAUCGAGAUGUGACGAAUAUAAGAACCAAAGAAGACCGUCCAUUCCGCGAUUAGAACGUACUUCGCCAAAGAACGAAGUAAAAACUAAAACUGAAUUAACAUCAUCUAAACUCGAGGCAUACAGCGAAAGAAGAGGAUCCACUCCUAAAUCGGAUGCCAGCUCCUCUUCUAGAACAGAAGAGCCUCUUCGAAUCGUUGAGGGGCAUUGUCAAGAUAAAAAUGAAGAAGUUACUUCUCAAAACUGUGAGGUUUCGCAAAGAAAAGAUUCGGCAUCGAGUUCUUCGCAAAGUCGCUCGUCAUCGACAUCACAAACUCGUAACGUAUCAACGAAGAACGUGCCGCGUCAAAUGACGCGAACCGGCUCGUCAGAUGGGUCUUCUGUAAGCAUGCCAAUUGGCAGAUCGAAAUCAUCGUCAGCUAGUUCGGUGACGAGUCAGGGUAUAAAAAUAAAAACGACAACGCCGCCAUCGUCCGGAAAAUCAUCCACUGGUUUGAUCCUACCGUCAGUGAAUCUACGACAAGGCGGUUCGCCGGACGCGCGCGGCAAACCACCUGUGCCGAAGAAUGAUACUACGACCGCCGCCACGCCGAAGUGCACCGUGGCAGCGAAGUACGUGAACAAGGACUUCCGCAAGUCGACCUUGAACAUGGAGAAUGGCGACCCGUCGUGCUCCAAAUACGCGAGAAGGAAAAAAAAUCAAAGAAACAUUUCCGUUAAUUCUCAGGAUUCUGAAAUAAUAUCAGAACAAAUUCCUCAGGAAAUCUCUUCGGAAUCCUUAACCUCAACAAAGUCCGGUCAAUCGAGGUUCAGGACGCCGUCGGGAGAAUCAAAACCAAUGCUUAAGAGGAACGGCUCGAAUAGUUCAAUGAAGUGGGAAGUAACAAAAAGUGUGUCAAAGUCAUCUUGCGGAAUAAAAAAGAGGCCAUCAGGAACGUUCAGUUCCGGUAAUAGUAGUCAGUCGACCUCUGUAAAUUCUUCCAGCAGCGAGGAUGAUGACGAUCCUACGGAAAAAACGGAUUCGAGACGGAGAAGAAAAAAAAUGUCGGAAUCGCCCACGCGCGAGAUGAGAGGUAAAAGCAGUGCGGGAUCGUCGAGAACAAGUGUGUUGGCGUCAUCGGCCGAUGACAUGUCAAUGAUGACGGAGAAACCACCUAGACCACCCUCUAGUCCAAGAUCUAAAAGUGAUCGUUCAGCAAAGACAGAAGAGGCCAAAUCUUUUCUAAUGAGAGCGCUAGCGCCAGUAACAAACUUGUUUAAGAACAAGAAUCAAGAUUCCGAUGACACAAGUAAGUCAGAUGGUUGGAUUGACUCCUUUGAAGAAAAUCACGAAGCUAACAAUAAAUCAGGACAGUCGUUAUCAUCUUCAAAGUCAGCCAGUCAGAAUCUGUCAAAAGUGCCUAGUUUUAGUAAUUCCCAAAGAAGUGAUGGAAUAAGAGGAAACAAUGUGAGGAUUCAACGUCAGUCUUCAGGCGAGAAACCAUGGUGGUUGGAUCCAAAUUCUGAUAAUAUUCCCGAGGGAGUUCAAAGGUCUAGUCCAUGGAAUAAUGAUGUUAGUCAAGAUACAACGAUUAGCACGGCUUUACCGGAUGAUGGAAAAUAUAAACUCAAAAUUUGGCGACAAGGAUCAGAAGAACAAGCCUGGUGGUUGGACGACAUUGCAACGGAGGAGACAAAAAAAUCAUCCUCGCCAGUGUCUUCUAUUUCGAGACGGGGGUCCAGUCGAAAUAGUUUUCGAUCAACUGAUCGGCGAAAUCGCAUCAGACAUCAGCAGUCCGGUGAACGAGCGUGGUGGAUGAGCGACGAUCCCGAGAACGUUCCGGAGGGCAUCGAGGUCAUUCCAGUGGCGUCUGCUGAUACUCAAAGUACCGACAACCCUGUCGAUAACGAGAGCCUUUACUCUUCAAAGCCGCUUAAGAAAAUCCGACAUAUCGAAUCCGGUGAGAAGGCGUGGUGGAUGGACAGCUCCUCCAACGUUCCUGACGGGGUCAUCAGGAUUCCUGUGGAAAUUCCUAACAGCACUUCCGACUCCUCCGAGUCAUAUGAGAAGAUCGAUAUCGGCAUUAACCCUGAACCUGAGACGUGUGCCAAGGGAAGCCUCUCCAGAUUUCCUAUUGAAUUUCCGCCACCACCAUCCGAGCCGUUGGGAGAUCGUGCAAGUCCGGAAGGGAUCGAGAAUCCACCUGAUCCGCCAGACAAUUAUGAGGGACGAAAAUCUCCUUACGACAAUGUACAAUCGACGCGGACGCCUCGAAGAUUGCCACCGCGGAAACGACCCUCUACGUUGCCGUUAUUUAUUGGCGAGCAUACUGACAUCGAUAACGUGCUCGGUGAUACAACUAUCCUGUGUCAUAGCCCUGUUCUCUCCCGAGUUCGUAAACAGGAACGCGUUGAAGAGGAUCCUUCGCAAGAUAGUUCAGAAUGCGAAGAAAUAGACGCAACCCAAGUGAUUAUUCAUGACAGUACGCCAAAAACACCAGUGAUCCAACGAAGAAAUCGAGAGGACAAGAGGAUUCAACCCGAUGGCUACAUUCCGCAGACGUCCAAGAUCGAAUCGAAAUAAAUCGGCGGUACGACAAACCGGUUCGCGCAUCGCGUGAGUGCGCCACGGCGUGCGCACACGAUUGCCGUGUGCACGUGAAAAGGGGUUGGGGGGUGAACCUUAUCUUUUUCGGGAGACGAAGAAUUGCGAGA
This is a messenger RNA of Solenopsis invicta (red fire ant), 4660 nucleotides long. RefSeq names its product flocculation protein FLO11. Lineage: Eukaryota; Metazoa; Arthropoda; Insecta; Hymenoptera; Formicidae. The transcript has 11 exons. The record is from RefSeq and is a predicted model, not a curated record.